GUUCCAGUUGAGUUUUAAUUGAAGAAGAUCGAGUGAGAAGGAAUAGCGAAUCAAGAGAAGAAGAAGAAGGAGGAGGUAGAGCAAUGGGGGUCGAUUAUUACAAGGUUCUUCAAGUGGAUCGGAGUGCCAAGGAUGACGAUUUGAAGAAAGCUUAUCGCAAACUCGCUAUGAAAUGGCAUCCCGACAAGAACCCUAACAGCAAAAAGGAAGCCGAGGCCAAAUUCAAGCAGAUCUCUGAAGCAUACGAUGUUUUAAGCGAUCCUCAAAAGCGAGCUAUCUACGAUCAAUACGGAGAAGAAGGUCUAAAUAGCCAGGCUCCGCCUCCCGGAGCCGGAGGUUUUCCGGGUGGAUCAGACGGAGGAGCUUCGUUCCGAUUCAACGGUAGAAGCGCCGACGACAUAUUCUCGGAGUUCUUUGGCUUCUCAAGACCCUUCGGUGACUCACGUGGUGCAGGUCCCUCUGGUGGGUUCCGGUUCGCUGAUGACGUUUUCUCGUCUUAUAGGUCCACUACAGGAGAAGCCUCUAAUGCUCCACCACCGAGGAAAGCUGCUCCUAUUGAGAGACAGCUUCCUUGUAGUUUGGAGGAUUUGUACAAAGGAAUCACUAAGAAGAUGAAGAUCUCUCGGGACGUCCUCGAUUCGAGCGGGAGACCGACAACGGUGGAAGAGAUCUUGACGAUAGAAAUAAAGCCGGGAUGGAAGAAAGGGACGAAGAUAACCUUCCCGGAGAAAGGAAACGAGCAUCGAGGAAUCAUACCAUCAGAUUUGGUGUUCAUAGUUGAUGAGAAGCCACACGCCGUGUUCAAGCGAGACGGGAACGACCUUGUGAUCACGCAGAAGAUCCCUCUCGUGGAAGCCCUCACGGGUUACACCGUUCAGGUCACGACUCUUGACGGAAGAACGAUAACAGUUCCUGUCAACAACGUCAUCAGCCCUUCCUAUGAAGAGGUUGUGAAAGGUGAAGGCAUGCCCAUCCCUAAAGACCCUUCAAAAAAAGGCAACUUGAGAGUCAAAUUCAACGUCAAGUUCCCCUCGAGGCUAACAACAGAGCAGAAAACUGGCAUCAAACGGAUGUUUUCGUCUUCUUAGCCAUCUUUCUUUCUUUCUUUCUUUCUUUCUUUCUUUCUACUACGUUUGAUUUCAGUUGGAUCUUUGGGCGGUCGUUGUCAAGUGCGUAGGAGUGUGGCCGUGUAGGUGUUUGUGUGGGAGAUUGUGAGAUCAUUAACAGUGUCGUUUUACUUCGCCUUUGAGUUUCUCAACGUCUUUCAAAGCUUUUGGUUUGGGGUUUUAGUAUAUUUUCUUUGUUCUUUUCUUUUAGAUUGUUAUUAGAUUGAAAAAGAAGAACAAAAUAAAGAUUCUUAACAAUUUUUUAUUAUAUUUAAUUUGAUUA
Eutrema salsugineum is the source of this 1389-nucleotide messenger RNA. Its product is annotated as dnaJ homolog subfamily B member 1. Gene Ontology annotation, cellular component: cytosol. Lineage: Eukaryota; Viridiplantae; Streptophyta; Magnoliopsida; Brassicales; Brassicaceae. Gene Ontology annotation, molecular function: protein-folding chaperone binding. Bases 84 to 1088 code for a protein of 334 amino acids. The transcript is spliced from 3 exons. The record is from RefSeq and is a predicted model, not a curated record.